Molecule: messenger RNA, 2670 nt
Organism: Durio zibethinus
Lineage: Eukaryota; Viridiplantae; Streptophyta; Magnoliopsida; Malvales; Malvaceae
Source: RefSeq, a predicted model, not a curated record
GAACUGAGGUAGUCUUAGAAGACUUCUAAUUUUAAGACGCGGAAAUAUAAAUAUGGAAAGCAAAGGCAAAGGCAAAGGCAAACGCAUAAGGCAAAGCUUCCAACUUUCCAAGAGCCUAAAAUCCAAACCAAUGGGACUGCAAUUUCUUCAUCUUCGCCUCAAUCUUCUCUUCUCUUCGCUUCCUCUUUCCCUUUAGGGAUUUCCUCACUCUUCUCUUUACAAUUCAUACGCUGCCGUUCUCUCUUUUGUUCACAAUCGAACUCUCCAGAAAUCCAUCCGUAUAGUUUCUAAUGGUGUUUUGGAUUGGUCACUUUGAAUGAAUGGAACACUGCUUUUGGUGGAACCACUUGUUUUCCUUUGCAUUGUUCUUAGUUGGGAUUUGGGUUCUGAGUUGAGGUCUAGUUUCUUGUUUGGUUGCUGGAAAUGUAGGAAAAACCAUGUUGGUUGGUGAGACUUGUGCAAAAAAUGUAUUGGUUGGAUGUUUUGGUAAACAGUGAUGUGCUAAAGUCAGCAAGAUUUUUGUCUGAUGAGAAUAAGAUAGUCAAUAACUAAUGUAUUCCUCACUAAUUCUGAGCUAAAAUGUACAUUUAGGAGCGUGGGUUCAGAAGGGUUGUAUUUAUCCAAUAAAACAAUGGAAACUGCAAGGUGUUGGUUCAAUAUGUUGAAAUUAAAAGAUAAGCUAAGGCCUUCAAAGAAGAAAGAAGGGGCAGGUAAUGCAAAGGAGGUGUCUAAACCAGCAACAAGUGAAGAGGCACCAUCAAAUGUCACCAAACAGCGGGUAGCAGCUGCAAAGCAGUAUAUUGAAAACCAUUACAAGAAGCAGAUGAAAAGCCUGCAGGAAAGAAAGGAGCGACGUGAUAUUCUAGAAAAGAAGUUGGCUGAUGCUGAAGUAUCUGAAGAAGAACAAAACAACUUACUAAAGUAUUUGGAGAAGAAGGAGACAGAAUACAUGCGUCUUCAGAGGCAUAAGAUGGGUGCUGAUGAUUUUGAGCCAUUGACCAUGAUAGGCAAGGGUGCAUUUGGAGAGGUUAGAGUCUGCAGGGAGAAAGCAACUGGUCAUGUUUAUGCUAUGAAGAAGCUUAAGAAGUCAGAGAUGCUUCGUAGAGGCCAGGUUGAACAUGUGAAAGCUGAGAGAAAUCUACUUGCAGAGGUUGAUAGUAAUUGUAUUGUCAAAUUAUAUUGCUCUUUUCAAGAUGAAGAGUAUCUAUAUCUCAUUAUGGAAUAUUUACCUGGGGGAGAUAUGAUGACUUUAUUGAUGCGGAAGGAUACACUAACUGAGGAUGAGGCCAGGUUUUAUGUUGGAGAAACUGUCCUGGCGAUUGAAUCUAUUCACAAACAUAACUAUAUUCAUAGAGACAUCAAGCCUGACAACCUGCUACUUGAUAGAAAUGGUCAUAUGAAGUUAUCAGAUUUUGGUUUAUGUAAACCAUUAGAUUGCAGUAAUCUUCAGGAAAAGGAUUUUUCUAUGGCAAACAAUCUCAGUGGGGCUCUUCAAAGUGAUGGACGACCUGCAGCACCAAAACGCACACAACAAGAGCAGUUGCAGCACUGGCAGAGGAACAGAAGGAUGCUUGCAUAUUCUACGGUUGGUACACCUGACUAUAUUGCUCCAGAGGUUUUGCUGAAGAAAGGAUAUGGAAUGGAAUGUGAUUGGUGGUCUCUUGGUGCUAUCAUGUAUGAAAUGCUUGUUGGAUAUCCACCCUUUUAUUCGGAUGAGCCGAUGUCAACCUGUCGGAAGAUAGUAAAUUGGAGAACACAUUUAAAGUUUCCAGAAGAAGCAAAACUAUCCCCGGAAGCAAAAGAUCUCAUCAGUAAACUUUUAUGUAAUGUUGAGCGGAGGCUUGGAACAAAAGGCGCUAAUGAAAUUAAGGUGUUGUGUUAUGUGGCUCACCCAUGGUUUAAAGGUAUUGAAUGGGAUAAGUUAUAUCAAACGAAAGCCGCUUUUAUUCCUGAAGUCAAUGAUGAGCUGGAUACACAAAAUUUUGAGAAGUUUGAAGAGGCCGACAACCAAAUUCCGUCUGCAGCAAAAUCAGGUCCAUGGAGAAAGAUGCUUUCAUCCAAGGAUAUAAACUUUGUGGGUUACACGUACAAGAACUUUGAAAUUGUAAAUGAUAAUCAGUUACCUGGCAUUGCUGAAUUGAGGAAGAAGAGCUCAAAACCCAAGAGACCCUCCAUCAAAUCCCUUUUUGCAGAGGAUGAGUCGGUAGCAGCUGCCAGUCAACCUGUUCAAGGGAGCUUCUUAAACCUCUUGCCUCCGCAAAUAGAGGCCCCUGAGAAUCGUUCAAGAAAAUGACCUGCCUCAAUAUCCUCGUGCUAUGGGACGAGAGAUGGCCUGAGAUAUCCAAAGCUAAAAUCUUACCGUUCCCCGGAGAAUAGCUUUUGUUUUGCUGCGUCUUACAUUUCAAAUUUUCAGUGAAAAGUUUUAGGGGCAAAGGCCCCAAAACAAAAUGGUUUUGAGUAUGGAAUUGGCUCUGAGUCUUGUGUCAGCUUCAGGAGAUUGUUCUUUUGUAAAAUAAUAUCUGAAAGUAAAUAUUCUUUCAUAUUUGUUAUGUAUUCCCCCCCCCCCCCCCCCCCACCCCAAAAUUAUGUGGAGCAGAAGGAAGUUCUUGUACAAUAACCCAUUGUUGUUUUUUCAUGUAAUUAUUUAUUAUUAACUUGUUCUUGGGUUUA